GUUUAUGGAAGCGCGCCCUCUAUAGCUCAUCAAACUAAUAUCUUUUGUGUACGUACGGUUUAGAAACUUUUAUCAAAACAAUCCUCAUUCACACGUGCACACAACACAUGCACUAUACUGACCACGCUGCGAAAUGUCGGAGAUCCAACAAACGCAUUCUAAAGAUCUUCUUGAUGUUGGAAAAGCUGGACAUGAUGAUCCACUUCUGAUCAGAAAGAAGAAGCCAUACAGAAUGCCACCAUCUUCCGUCUUGGGCCAGGUGAAAUCCUUCCUGCCCAAGAUGCAAGAGGCAAACAGCCAACUGGAGGAGCGACUGAAGACUGCCGCACCCGAGGAUCUAGACAUUGAGAACAUCACGGACUGCGAAAAUGAAGUCAUUGAGAUGAAUUUGGCUGUUUUUGCCGAGGAUGACAACUCUUCUUCUGAUGAUGACGAUAAUGAUGAUUAUGACAGUGAAAGACAAGAUGGUUCAUCGGAUGAGGCCCUUCCUUCGUGCGGUGAAGUUACCGCAGCAAACAUCAAGUUGCCGAAUAACACAUCGAGCAGGCCCAAGAGAACUAUAAUCGAAGACCUCUCCAGGGUCAAGGACAAUGACCUCAGGUCAGGGGUCAAGCCAGACAGCGAUAAAGAGACAACCGUGCCGGCAUGCAUAAGAGAAGAUACCAGUGGACAGAAACAAGACGUCGUUGCAGAUACAGAAAUUGGACAGAGUCAAACGUUUGAUAUGAAUAGAUGAACAACUUUUUUUUAUCUUAUUCAUUUUCUGAACCCCAUUUUUGACAUUAAUGUGUUUGCUUUUGCUUAAUGCCGACAUGAAAAAAAAAAAAAAAACCCAGGUGCACUGAAGAUAUUGACAAAACCAUGUAUUCCGUCACUUACACAAAGAAAUUCAUCCACAAAGACGGUAUUGGUCUGUUGCGCCAAUCUCCUGUGCCCAUGUCGCACAGCUUGUUUCCACAGACUGUCCACCUCUUGUGGUCUCCCCAUUUGUGGCAUGGAUUAUUUUAAAUGUGAUGCAUCUAAAGUAUGACUGAUUCACAGAGUGCAUUUGUAUAUUCACAGUGCCUUCUAAAGCUGGAAAUAACGGUACAAACAUGUAUUAGUAAGUCAUGUUCCUCAAUAUUAAUGAGCAUACAUGUAUUUUGUCCUGCUUCCCGGAAGCGAAUAAUCAGUGUUGUAGUCGAGUACUUUUUUUCCGAGUACCGAGUACUGCCGAGUACUUAGAUAAAUGGUUCAUUGUGCGUAAUUGGCCCAGACCCAGUCAGACCGAUAUACAGUUACCAUCUACACAGCAGGCCCAUAGCCAGACUGGUGUGAGGGGUGUUUUUUCCCUCCAAAAAUUGGGUCUUUUCAUCAUGCUCGAUCUUUUUGCAUGCUUUCAGUAAAUGUCUGGAAAUUACAAAAACUUGACGGCUUAAAUGGGCCUUAUUCACGAGUCAGCCAUAUUGAAUUGAAAGUGAGGUAAAAAUCUUUGUGGAACUUGCUAAGAGAAAUGAAAGCAAUUAAAUUACUCAUUAAUUCCUAACUGCAUCAAUGAAUAAAUUAAAAUUUGUAAUUAAACAUUCCCUAAUGUUAAAAGCCAGAUUAAAAAAAAAAAUUACAGUACAAUGAGGCGGCAUUGUGCCUGCAGAAAUAGUCUGGUGCCAUCCCAUUCAACAGUUAACACUUGAUGAAAUACAUUCAGGGAACUUGACAAGAAGGCCCAUGGAACCAUGUUGAAUUUUGGGUGCAUCAGGUACCUUGCCCAUGGACAAAAUAUGUCAAUCUCAUCUCAGUUCAGGACUUGUCCCUAAUCACUGGAACUUUUUCAUCUGGGUCAUGCAAUUUGGGGUCCAAAGUGUGACAUUUUUCCCGUCCAUGUUACAAUAUCUCAAAUGAUCUGGGUUUCUGCACCUUGAGUUCUGGUCAGCGUUUCAUGAGGGUGUAGAACCACUGCAGUGAGAGAGAGGCUUAUUGGACUUCGUUCUCUUUCCAAGGAUGAUGGCCAAGUCAGUAGCAAGUGCUGUAACUUCAGUGUGGGUGUAACCAUAGCCAAAUGAAGACAUCAGCUCAAAUGUGUGUCACUAGUGUUUGUUCCUCCUCCUGGCUCAACAGGGGAUCGGGACCACAUCUGGUUGUUUCCAAUUUGGUUUUUCCAUUAACCGUAACAGAACUCAACCCAUCAAACCCCAACAGCAUGUAUUGUUGGAAUUUGUCUGGAUGGGUACAGUGCCCCUAAACUGACAGUCUUUUACAUUGGGUUGGCACACCUAGAGAAAUAUGUGUGUGCAGUUUCCCAUAUGGUGUUGGAAUUUGCCAGGAUGGGUAUAGUUCCUAGUAAAUCAUGCUAGGGAGUUAGGGUUAAUGCUGUCAUGUAGAGUAGAGUAUGGGACACUUGAAGCUUUCUUAAUAGGCAUUGCCUGACCAACAGCAGCUUCAUAUGCUGCAUCAAAAGAUUCUUGCGAAUAACAUCUGUAGCUGGCCUACAGUUUGUGUAUCAUGGUCUUUAUACAGGGUGUUUCAAUAAAAAGGAAACCCAACUUUGAAGAACCAGUAUGGACAGAAUAAAUGUUUACUGGUUAUAAAACUGGUAUCAUCUGAAAGCGUAAUCUCUAUGCUUUUCAUUGAGACCUUGUUUACAUUUCCAGGGUCAUGCAUCACUGAGCGCCACUGUCAUGAGAUUUUGAUGCAAAAUUGCAGUUGGUUCACUUUCAUGUCAAACACAAUAGGCAUGGUGAGCAUGAGAAUAAGUAUUGAAGAAGAUGACACGAGUGCAUAAAAAGAAACC
Molecule: messenger RNA, 2767 nt
Organism: Patiria miniata (bat star)
Lineage: Eukaryota; Metazoa; Echinodermata; Asteroidea; Valvatida; Asterinidae
Exons: 4
Coding region: 134-736 (200 amino acids)
Biological process (GO): box C/D snoRNP assembly
Molecular function (GO): box C/D methylation guide snoRNP complex binding
Source: RefSeq, a predicted model, not a curated record